AUGGCGCUUGACAUUACUAAGCUUGAGCUUCACGUUGAGAGGAACAACACGGAGCACCGCACCAACGAAAUCAGCGUGAACCGCUUGAUGCUGCGACGCGGCCAGCGCUUUCAGCUGACGUUGUACACCACACGGAAGGUCCUACCGGAAACCGACACGGUGUUCCUUACCGUGGAAACCGGUGGGAAGGGGAGAUGGAAAGUAGAGCUGGUGGAGAGUUGCUCCUCUUCUUUCACCAUGGGAAUCACCAGCCCAGCGGACGCCUGUGUGGGCUCCUACAAGCUGUCCUUCAGGCUGGGGUCGGAGAAUGCUGUCCCACAACUACUCACAAACCUGGUGCUCUUGUUCAACCCCUGGUGUGCAGAGGACUGGGUGUACCUCCCCGAAGAGGCAGAAAGGCAGGAGUAUGUGAUGGCUGAGCAAGGCAUCAUCUAUACAGGGACACGGCACUACAUUGGCUCCAGGGACUGGAACUAUGGACAGUUUGAGGAGGAUAUGGUGGACAUCUGCAUGAAGCUGCUGGACAUGAACCCCAAGUGUCUGAGGGACCCUGCUGAGGAUUUCUCUGCCCGCUGCAACCCCAUCUAUGUAGCGAGGGUGGUCAGUGCUAUGAUAAAUUCUAAUGGUGACCAUGGUGUACUGGCUGGCCUCUGGCAGCCACCGUACUCCGGCGGUGUGGCCCCAUCCCAUUGGGACGACAGCGUGGAAAUCCUGCAGCGUUGGUACAGUUCCAACUUCAGCCCCGUGAAGUACGGCCAGUGCUGGGUGUUUGCGGCAGUCAUGUGCACAGUGUUGAGGUGUCUCGGAAUCCCAUGUCGCGUGGUCACCAAUUUCCAGUCUGCACACGACACUGACAAAAGCCUGACCAUUGAUGAAUACUAUUCAGACAAUGGACUCCAGCCUAAGGAAAGCCCUGACAGUGUUUGGAACUUCCACGUAUGGGUAGAGGGAUGGAUGAAGCGGCCGGACCUCUGUGGGGAUUCAACAUACGAUGGCUGGCAGGUGCUGGACCCCACCCCACAGGCGAAGAGUGAAGGAGUGUUCUGCUGUGGUCCGUGCCCUGUGAAGGCUGUUCUGGAGGGACACACCGACCUGAAGUACGAUGUGCCGUUCGUCUUCGCUGAAGUGAACGCCGAUCAAGUCACCUGGAUGCUCAUGAGAGACGGCACAAAGCACAGACUCCACACUGACACCAGUAAUGUUGGCCAGAACAUCAGCACUAAAGCUGUAGGCGCAGACAGACGGGAGGACAUCACAGCCAGCUACAAAUACCCAGAGGGCUCUCAAAGGGAGAGGCGUGUUUAUGAGGAGGCUGUCAGGCGAGGCGAGAUGACCAAGUGGUGCGGUGUCCUCCCGGCACCGCAGGUACCCCAGAAGCCCCCCAAGGUGACACUGCAGAUCACAGAGACGGGCCUGGCCAUCAACGGGAAGGACCUGGAGCUGUGCCUGACCCUGUCCAGCAAACACUCGGCUCCGCGAGAGCUCAGCGUGCACCUGAUCGCCCAGGCCAUGAGGUACACAGGUGUGCCUGACUGCCAGGUGUGGAGCGCCGUGGAGAACGUCAGACUGCAGCCCAGGCAAGACCAUAAGAUUCCCAUCUGGAUCCCAUUCUCCUUAUAUGGGACCAAGAUGCUGGACAACGACAGUCUGAAGGUCUCUGCUGUGGUGAGGGACAAGCAGCACCCAGGAGAGGUGUACUUCACAGACGAGGACAUCACCCUGCAGAGCCUCAAGCUCAACAUUGAAACACAGGAGAGCUGUGAGCAGUACAGUGAGGUGACGGCACUCAUCACUUUUCACAACCGUUUGUCCGUCACACUCAAACACUGCUCCAUCUCUCUGAAGGGCAGCGGGCUGCUGUUUGGCACAAUGGAGACCAAGUAAGCAC
Messenger RNA from Clupea harengus (Atlantic herring), 1888 nucleotides. Its product is annotated as protein-glutamine gamma-glutamyltransferase 2-like. The record is from RefSeq and is a predicted model, not a curated record. Lineage: Eukaryota; Metazoa; Chordata; Actinopteri; Clupeiformes; Clupeidae. The transcript has 12 exons. The coding region runs from base 1 to 1884 and encodes 627 amino acids.